This is a messenger RNA of Letharia lupina, 951 nucleotides long. RefSeq lists its product as uncharacterized. The coding region runs from base 1 to 951 and encodes 316 amino acids. The transcript has a single exon. Lineage: Eukaryota; Fungi; Ascomycota; Lecanoromycetes; Lecanorales; Parmeliaceae. Gene Ontology annotation, molecular function: oxoglutarate:malate antiporter activity. The record is from RefSeq and is a predicted model, not a curated record. Gene Ontology annotation, biological process: transmembrane transport.
AUGUCCAAAGCCGUAGAUGCCGCCAAAUCCGCCUCCAACAAAACCACCUCCGCCCUCUCCAAACCGGCCUCCGAAACCUCCCCCGUCGCCGCGUCCAUCCUCCAGCAACCCUACACCCGCGCCGCCCUCCCCUUCGCAAACGGCGGCCUAGCCGGCAUGACGGCCACCACCUGCAUCCAACCCAUCGACAUGAUCAAAGUACGGCUGCAAUUAGCCGGCGAAGGGAUAAAAACGGGUCCUCGUGCGACACCGCUGUCCGUGACGAAGGACAUCAUAGCCCAAGGCAGGGUGAUGGAUCUAUACACGGGCCUGAGCGCCGGACUGUUGCGGCAAGCGGUGUACACGACCGCGAGGCUCGGGUUCUUCGACACGUUCAUGACGGCGCUGAAGGCGAGGGCGGAGACCAAGGGGCAGGGCAUCGGCUUCAAGGAGAGAGCGGGCGCGGGGCUGACGGCGGGCGGGUUGGCGGCCAUGGUGGGGAAUCCGGCGGACCUGGCUCUCAUACGGAUGCAGAGUGACGGGCUCAAACCGAAGGAGAUGCGGGCGAAUUACAAAAGCGUCGUAGACGCCCUGACGCGGAUAACAAAGACCGAGGGCGUAUAUGCACUCUGGGCGGGUGCGAGCCCGACGGUAGUGAGGGCUAUGGCGUUGAAUUUUGGGCAAUUGGCGUUCUUCUCCGAGGCAAAGACGCAGUUGAAGGCGAAGACGCAAUUGUCGAUGCAGACGCAGACACUGACGGCGAGUGCGAUUGCGGGAUUCUUUGCUAGCUUUUUCUCACUGCCGUUUGAUUUUGUGAAGACGAGGUUGCAGAAGCAGCAAAAAGGGAAGGACGGGAAGGUACCGUAUAGUGGGAUGGCGGAUUGUUUUCGGAAGGUGGCGAAGGAGGAAGGACUGUUGAGGUUUUAUAGGGGGUUUGGGACGUAUUAUGUUAGGAUUGCGCCGCAUGCGUGA